Messenger RNA from Larimichthys crocea (large yellow croaker), 2922 nucleotides. RefSeq names its product pleckstrin homology domain containing, family G (with RhoGef domain) member 7 (gene plekhg7). Bases 460 to 2658 code for a protein of 732 amino acids. The record is from RefSeq and is a predicted model, not a curated record. Lineage: Eukaryota; Metazoa; Chordata; Actinopteri; Sciaenidae. Gene Ontology annotation, molecular function: guanyl-nucleotide exchange factor activity. Gene Ontology annotation, biological process: Rho protein signal transduction. The transcript has 17 exons.
GUGCAGUCGCACCUUCCCACCAGCUCCGAACAAUAAAGCGCUCCACUCCCUCCUUCACUGCGCACCACACGGACCUGUUUCUGUUUCCUCGCUUUCGUGUUUUGACAGAGAACUAAACACCGACGGCGAAAACAAAACUUUUUUUUUAAUGCUACCUCUAUAUCUAUGAGCUUCUUAUUGAGCUCAGUUUACCUCCAACAUCAGUAAUACCAACAGCGCCAGCAGAAGAAGGAGGAGGAGGAGGAGGAGGACUGUCCCGGUCACACUUCACUUCACCACUAGUCGUUGAAGUCGUCUCGAGGCACCGGUGUGGAUAAGCUCGAGAGGUUGAAUGCUGUGAACAGUGUUGGAAUGCAACAGGAUUAUCAUCUGACCUUAACUCACUGGAGGCAAAGCAACCGGACCAGUAGAUCACACGUUUUCUGAUCUCUGCUGCACUACGAUGCCUUUGAGGUUACAAUGUCUACACUGAAGCACGUCAUACUGCAGGAUAAAGACCAGGAUGUUGAGAAGAAGAAGCUGGGCUGGAGUUAUAUUGAGUGGGUUGAGAAUGAAGUUGUCACCACAGGUGUGGCAAACGCACAGACACAAACAGAUUUGCCCGCUUUUGAGCACAAGGAGUGUCAGACCAGCAGCCCGGUCAUAAUGCACAUAGAUCUCACACGGACACACUCCAAGCUGAGACAUUCGUCCCUGGUGGACACAGACGGCCUGGUAGCACCUUUCUUCCAGUUUGACCGGCAGGCCCCUGGACGCAUAUCCACAUCCCCUACCUUGAGGAGGAUGAGGAGCACCCGGCGUCCUCUGACGGAUACAUGGGAUACUGUCAGGAUGGAAAGCACUCUCGAGGAGGCUUCCCCCAUAAACCUCCUCUCCCCAGUACAUAGAGUCAAGUCUCCUCUUGCAGUAAGCCCCCUGUCUGACGGAGAGAUCUGUCCCGAGCAUCAGCCCAUUUUAUCCACUGGCCGACAGAAAACCAAAUCACAUAGAUCAAAGACAUUUGACAAUGGUAUCGCUUCCGAGAAAGAAGAACGUCACAGCACUCAUCCUACUCAUAGUAAAACAUUUGGAUAUUGUGAUGGUGAAGUACAGGACAAAGAGCAUUUUCAUAAUAGGCUUCAGGAGAGGAGACGCAGCUCUGUGGUUGUCAGCCUGCCCGGAUUGGAUGUUUCACCAGGAGACCUUUUUGUAUCCAAUGGAGUGGCUGACAUGUUAAAUGGUUCAAACUUCUCUGAUACUAAGAAAUCAAAGUGGCCUUUUUCAAGACGUAGUACGACUAAAGGGAAAUCGCAGACAGGCACAGCAACAGAUGUUGAAAAAUAUCUGUCAACAUCACAGAUUCAAGACUGGAGAAACUCUGACCUUCAGAGGUAUAAGGACUACUCUGUGGCAGAGUUCCUGCGGGACCAGUCUUCCCAGGUGAGCCCCACCUCUGACCCUCAGGGCUUCAAGAGACACGAGGCCAUCUGGGAACUCUUCACGAGCGAGUGUGUUUACUUCCUGGAUCAGCUCAUGGUUCUCAAAGAGGUGUUUUCAGCUACACUCACAAACCUACAGAUGAGGAACUGCCUCACUGACAUCGACUCCUGGAGGCUGUUUGCAAAUCUCAAUGAGCUUUGCCUGGUGAGCUUUGGUUUCCUGAACAACCUCCUCCGCGUCAUCAAGGACACGUUGGAGAUUAAUGAGGGUGGCGGGCCCACCCUGCUGGAGCUGCUGAGCAAGGCUUUCCAGAAGAGUAUAUGCUACUCCCUGCAGAAGUACUGCCUGAACUACACCACAGCCCUGCUUUAUCUGGACAGCCUGAAGCCCAGGGAGGACUUUGGAUCUUACACAAAGUGGUGUGAGAGGAACGAACAGUGCCGGAGGCUGCAUCUGCGCGACCUGCUGGUGGCGCCGUUGCAGAGGCUAACUCGAUACCCGCUGUUGUUGCGGAACAUUGCGAAGAGGUGCCAGACGGAGGAAGAGACCAGAGGCCUGCAGGUUAUAGCGGAACAAGUGGACACAUCUAUAUGUGAUUUAGAGGGAAAGGUGAAAUGGCUAGACAACUACCAGAAGGUUAAACAGCUAAGAGACACUCUGGUGUGGCUGCCUGUAUGGGAGAGAGACAAACGUGCCUUCGUCCCUGAGAAUCUGAAACAUCUCUUAAAAGCUGUCACGCUGGAGAACCUCAUUUCUCACAGAAGUUUGCUGCACGAAGGGAAACUGGUGCUCAUAGACAACACAAAGCUGGUAGACGUCUGUCUGUUCCUGUUUGACGAAUUCCUGCUGAUCACAAAGAUAAAGAGAAACAAGAAGCGGUCCAUCGGUCCAGAGCAGAAUCCUCUGAGGCUGCCACAGAACCUGGAGCUGGAUCAGCUGCUAAAGGAGGGAUGCACCUUCACGGUUCUGGACCAGCCUGUCUCACUGGACCGACUGCAGCUCAAGAACAUUGAUCAGCUCAAUGCAUCAACAUCAGGGCUGCCUCAUUCUUUCAUAAUCAUGCACCAAAACCGGUACCAGCAGUGCAUCGGUGCAUUCAUCCUGCAAGCUGGAUCAGAGACUGCCAAGAGAGUGUGGAUGUCAAAGAUAGAGGGUGCUGUGACGGCGCUGCUGAAGCUGGACUCUCAGCAACCGCGAGUCAAGAGCUCCUCACUGUGGCUGGAGUCUUCACAGAUAUGACAAACAAACCAGAAGCCCUCUGAAAUGUCCCUACUGUUAACAUGCACUUCACUGUCUCCUGACCUCCUGUAAUUGACUGUAUUAGCACUCUAGGAUCAUUUUGUAAACUCCACGUUUGCCUUUAAGGGCAGCUACUGCAGUAGCGUACAAUAAAUAACUGAUGAUGUAGUAAAAGUUUUGAUUUUCCUUUUUAAAGAACACACAUCAUUUCUUCUAUUUAAAGCUUCUCUUCUGUUUUGUCCACUCACUCAGAUAUUAAAUUCA